Messenger RNA from Penicillium oxalicum, 534 nucleotides. RefSeq names its product GNAT family N-acetyltransferase. Bases 1 to 534 code for a protein of 177 amino acids. Lineage: Eukaryota; Fungi; Ascomycota; Eurotiomycetes; Eurotiales; Aspergillaceae. Gene Ontology annotation, molecular function: acyltransferase activity, transferring groups other than amino-acyl groups. The transcript has a single exon. The record is from RefSeq and is a predicted model, not a curated record.
AUGCCCGAAACAACCAUCUCCUUUCGCAUCGCCACUGCGCACGACAUCCCAACUCUAAAACAAGUCAUCGAGUCAGCCUUUCGCGCCGAGGAUCCCCGAGAAGACUGGGUCGGCAUCCAAGCGCUAGCGUCCAGUUUCACAGUCGACGAAAAGUACAUUUCCAGCGUCAUCUCCCAUGCAGACAGUGUCUUUUUAAUCGCGCACGACAAGGCCAACACCGUGCUCGGAACCAUUGGUGCCGCCAAGCGUGAAUCGGGCACCGCCCGUCUGUUCAUGCUUGCCGUGGACCCCCAGAUUCAUCGCGGUGGAAUUGGAAGGCAGAUUCUCAGUUUUGCCGAAGACUACUGUCAGCGUGAGUGGGAUACUCGAGUCAUGAGUCUUGAUGCACUUUCGACUCGUCCAAGCCUGGUCUCGUGGUACAUGCGGCGUGGGUACCAGAAGACGGGCAAGACGGAGUUGUUUCCGCGGGAGCUGGCCAAUGGGCUUGAGUUGCCGGAGGAUUUGCAUUUUGUCGAUUUGGAGAAAAGGGUUUAG